Botrytis deweyae is the source of this 498-nucleotide messenger RNA. RefSeq lists its product as uncharacterized. Lineage: Eukaryota; Fungi; Ascomycota; Leotiomycetes; Helotiales; Sclerotiniaceae. Bases 1 to 498 code for a protein of 165 amino acids. The transcript has a single exon. The record is from RefSeq and is a predicted model, not a curated record.
AUGCAGCUGAACUAUCACGCCACUCUUCGGGUUUUCGCAGCAGUCAUUUUGGCUGUUCCAACCGCCUUGUCCCUUCCUGGCUUAUCAGAUAAACCUCACCAGCUAACAUCCAAGUUUACUUGCGAUCAUCUCUCUGAAAAUUCAUGCCUCUACACCUUCUAUGCGGAUCAUAAAUCUGCUAUUACCACAAUGGCAGAUAGCAAUUGUACCGACUAUGGUCAAGACCAUGUUGUUUUCAACAGGACUAAAGUGAUUUUCGGCUUGGAUGGUGGACCAAAGCCUCUGAAAGAUCGUGUCUGGGUGUUGUCAAAUUUCACUCGGUUGAAUGCACCCAAAGCAGUAGUUAGCUUUACAUCACCGAUAUCACCAGAACUUCAGUGGUUGGGCGAAAGUUACAGUGUCUUAAAACUCUUGGACGCAAACUUCAAGCCUCCAACUGUUCCUUUGGGUAUAGAUCCGAGGACUCCAGAUGUUUAUGCGCUGGAGAUCCCAUGUUAA